Molecule: messenger RNA, 356 nt
Organism: Mytilinidion resinicola
Lineage: Eukaryota; Fungi; Ascomycota; Dothideomycetes; Mytilinidiales; Mytilinidiaceae
Exons: 1
Coding region: 96-275 (59 amino acids)
Source: RefSeq, a predicted model, not a curated record
UGAUUCCUUGGGGAUUGGUGGUCCGCGCCGGGUGGUAAUAAGCAGCGGAAUAGCAGGAUUCAAUCCACUCUUACGCUCACGUGGGUUGAUUCGUAAUGCAGGGGCAAGAUGUGACGCAUGAUGCUUCGGGUUUAAGGUUUUGCUGUGCAAUCACAAUAGUUCUCAUUCUACUCUUUCCUUGUGCUCAAUUGCUCCUCCACUAUUACCUGCUGUUGUGUCUUAUCAGCUACGCACUCAGCUGCAAUUCCCCCCCUCCCUUCACCCACCCAUCCUAGGUUUUUCCCAAGAGCCCAUGUGGUACGUGUGGCAGAAUCAUUGCUGAUUCCAUGAUGCAAUACCACCAGAAUACGUCCCAU